Messenger RNA from Polyodon spathula (Mississippi paddlefish), 4667 nucleotides. Its product is annotated as leukemia NUP98 fusion partner 1-like. The transcript is spliced from 4 exons. Lineage: Eukaryota; Metazoa; Chordata; Actinopteri; Acipenseriformes; Polyodontidae. Bases 873 to 1625 code for a protein of 250 amino acids. The record is from RefSeq and is a predicted model, not a curated record.
AAAUGAGUCAGCUAUUCUAGAGAUUUAAUGACAACUUUCAUGCUAAUUUGAAAUGAUCCAUUCUCCACAGAUGGCAUGAAAUGAUUAUAGGCAGUACUAUAUGUAUCUUCUAUUGACUCUGGUUCACUCAAUCAGAUACCCUCUCAAACCAUUAAAGCACAGUGCCCUAGCCAAGGAGGUGAGAGACUUAGCUCCCUGCGACAACUGUCUUCAGGCAGAUAAAUAUAAAAAGUCGUAAAAAAUCUUCACAAACUUGUUAGGAACUGAUGUUAACCAACACAUUCCCCUCCACCCACUCCAGAUUCUGGAUAACAUGGUUACCUUGGUAAAAAUGGUAGGUAAAACAUUGGGUCAAAAAUAAGAAGCUACCCUGGGGUUAUGGAGUGAUAGAAAAGGAGAGGCCUCAAUAGGCCUCUUUUAAUGAUUUAUGUUUUUUUGUGUGGGUCUAUCUCUCUUUAGGGUAUAAUUUCCAUCCAGAAUAACAACUAUAAACAAUAAAGCAGUAAAAGUUCCCCACCCCCACCUCUGCUUGCACUCGUACUAUGACCCUUUUUGCACAUUGAAAUGCUCCGGCCCCUUCCAGGCAUGUCAGAGAAGAGACAUCGCUCCAUAAUUAUCGACGAGUGAGGUGUGCUUGGCAGUGGAAAGUAUGGAAAAUGAGAGCUCUGACCCCCUUAGGCUCUGUGUGAUUUGGGCAACUCUGUAAUGGAAAGAUUAAAAGCAGCCCCCAUCCUCCAUUCCAAUAAACAGAUUAAAGGGGAUUGGCCUAUAUAUAAAGACGUUGCUAAGAGCUGAGAGAAUAUUUUUGAGUCUGCUUAAAACCACAACAUACCAACAACCAAACAAACAAACAAACCAGGGGAAUUUAUUUAAUGCAGCCCCUUUCUGAGAAAGACACCAGAGGAGACGAGCAGGGCAGAGACGAGCAGAGCAGUUGUUCCUCCUCUCAAGUGAGAUUAGCCAUUUUUUCUCUCUCCCCUUCUCACCCACCCUCAAAACUGUUUUACUCUCCGCACAUGGAACAUGAGGAGGAUGAGGAUGUUAACUUUGCCAAGUGGAUGAGCAGCUUCUGGGGGCACAGCGGGCCAGAUGAGGCAAAGAGGGAUCGCAGAGCCAGCUGGAGAAGGAAGCCCAGGGUGGAGACUAAGAGGAGAGCCUCGCUGCCCUGUCCGGCCCAGCUGUCUGCGAUGCACCUGACCAGGCUGCAGGUGUCCCCGAUGGGGUCAUCUCCUGUCUACCUGCAGAGCUGCAAGGAGCCCCGUGAGGAGAAGGAGUUCAGAGGCCACAUGAAAGUGCGCAGAGCUUCCUCCUCUGGAGAGACCCACCGGAAAGCUGAAUUAGUCCCAGAGAACCGAAUUGGCACCAUCCACGAACUGUCUGAAUCCUUCGAGAGGAGGCUCCGCUUCCAUAGUCGACAAGCAGCUUCCCAGGGUGAAAAUGAUGACCCCUGUGUGAUUUGUCAUGAUAGCCUCAAGAAUUAUGCUGUUACAGAACUCCACUGCAUGCAUAAGUUCCACAAAGAGUGCAUUGAGAAGUGGCUGUGGAAGAGACAGACAUGUCCAACGUGUCGGAUCCAAGUGGUUGAGCCAGAACCUUUCUAUUGGUCCUCAGCCAGGAUGAAAUGACAAAUGACAAGAUCUUGAAUUCCCAUUUGCUGCUGCUCCUAAAUGCUCCGAGUUGGGCUGACUGCCACAGCCAAUUUAAAAAAGCAGGACCUGGGAUCAAGAGAGUCUGCUUACACUUUUGUCUAUCCCCCUUCACUUUACACGUUUGUCAAACAUAAAGUACAUCAGAAUGCCUUGUUCCCCUGCAGAAUGAUGCUGGCAUUUGAACACUAUGUAAGGGCAGUAUAAGAAAAAAGAAAAAAAAACACACUUGUAGCACACACACUUUUGUGUAACCAGGUUCAGUGUAGACUGCUUUAUUGAAUGUACAUAUUAGAGUUCAACAAAUACUGCAUAUGUUUCAGUCAUUCUGUGGAACUACGCAGUUGACCAAAUGACAGCUGACCAAGUGAUUUUUAUUAGUUGUUUGGUUAAAUGGCUCGUUUGACAGAAUGACUGUAACAUAUACACACUUUAGUGCACAGAAGCACAUGCCAUUGAUGCAUUGAAUCAUCACUACAUCAAACACAUACCACUCUCCUCUUCCAUAUCACACUAGUUAAAGUACCACCAUUGGCUUAACCUUAGAAACCCUCCACUUUGAGCAUGACAGCUUCCAGUGUACAUCAGUGUAUUAUGGUUUUGUAAAUUACUGUAAUAAUGCUAAAUAGUUCAUUCCAGUGUGAGCUGACGAGAAGCUUUUGUUUCUUGUGAAGUCCUGGAAUUCUCAGCUAAAACAUUUCAUUAUGUAAUAGGAUAUUUACUUUUUGUAUGCAAUUAUUAUUCUACUAUUGCUAUUACUAUUCAUAUUAUUAUACUCUACUUUCAGUUCAGUAUAUUCUGGUGUACUGCAUUGUGCACAUUGUGGUUGUAUCAGGCGCUGGCCAGUUAGAAUACAAUGGACUGAGUGUUGAAGGUGCAUCUUGUUCAAUUUGCACAUCUUUUUUUAAACAGUAAGUACAAACAUAUUAAAUUGUAUAUGAUUAGAAUUGCAUGUUAUUUUUUUGUUCAUGUUUAGGUUUAGUAGUUAGAUUACAAUGCUUAUUUUACAUAACAGGAAACAAGUUAUAAAGUUAAUUAACUUUGUCUGCUUGUCAAAAGCUAUUAUUUCAGAUAGGCUUUGUGGUGUUAAGUCAAGUUCCAGUCAACUCGUGCCAUUUGGUUUGGAGUUGAAAUCCAAUAAUAGUGCCCUGAUUGUAUAGAUUUUACUUGAUGUCCAUUUCCAUAUCAAAUCUCACAUAUGCAUGUUUGACAGAAGCAGUUUGGCAAGAAUCUUGUAACUAAACAUCUCGUUGCUAUUGACUUACUUUCAGGGAGUCUGUUGUUUCAUUUCCUGGGUGAAGCAACAUUUUUCAGAUGACUUGAACUCACGUUUUGGGCAGCUGAGGAAACUUUUCUAAUAACUUUAGUGUUGAAUUAUUUUACCCCUGCUCCUCUAAAGCUGUUUGGCACUCAACAGCUAUCUAAAUUCCGGCACUAUAAGAACAACAAGAUCUUAUGGAAAAGCAAGAAGGGAACCAGUAUAAUCUUACAAACCACAGUACUACCAUCCACCAAUCACUAAGCUCCCUUUGAGGGCACUACCUCAAGAUAGAUGACUAUACCUUCUUUUUGCAUUAGUAGUCCCCUGCUGGUCCAUAUCACAUUUGGUUUUUCAAUUAAUUAAUCAAUUUGUGUAGCAGUUCAUGAAUUCAUUUGUCAAUUCAUCCAUACGAAAGGCUUGACAGGCUUCUGGGUGAACUGAUUGCUCCCCGAUUGACCUGUGAAUUAAUGAAUUGAAAGAUGAAUCGAAAUCAAAAAGGCGUAACCAUUUCUAAAUAAUAAUAAUAAUAAUAAUAAUAAUAAUAAUAAUAAUAAUAAUAAUAAUAAUUUAGUUUUGUAUAGCGCCGGGAGCAUUUCUUUACAAUAUUUGUCAGGAGCCCCGCUGACUAUUGCGAUCCAAUGUUUAUUAUGCAACAUCAAUAACAUCUUCAGAUACUUAAGAUGCAAUCACGGAGAAGCCAUUAACUAAACUGCAACAUUCCAACAACAUCGUUAAAAUGUUGUGUCAGGGUUUGUCUGCCCCUUUUAUUGCUUUCCUGUUUUCUGUUAGCGCUCAUCUCAUAAUCGCAACAGCAUCUGAAACAUAUCAUCCUUGCAUAUUGUCAUUGAAGUCUUGCUACAUUUCCACUGUGCCACCUAUUGACUGAAAUUUACUUUGCUGCUUUAUUGGAAAUAUUGCUAAUGGAUUUUUUAACCUUUUGACCUAAAAAAAAGACUUGUAGUAGAAGUCAAUACUUGUCCUUUACCAGCUACAAAAGGUACAAUACAUGUAUUUCUCUUCUGCCUCUUUUGUAAAUGUAUCUUCCUAGGGAUCGAAGCUCUGAUGUCUCAGUGAGGUCAACUGUUGGACAGGAAGACGAGCCCCUGGGCUCAUCAGUCUAUGCAAUACUAAUCUGUAACAUCACCAGCACCAGCAAAACACAAAUGGCUUUUGUUUGGUUAUCAUUAUAGUUCAUCCAAAACUCUGCGUGGUUAAUUAAAGACUUUGCAAGACAAGUAUACAAGCUACGAGUUCACAUUGGCGUGAUUUGCUAUUAGGCAAACACUCUUCUAGUUGGAUUUGAUUCAAUCUAUUCAAGGAGAUCUGCUGUCAAACCAUCCAAGUACAAAAGGUUGACUGCAUUUACAUGUUUUGAUGGAGCAGCAGCGGGAGUCUGUUACUCUGUCAUACCUAAAUAUUGCCUGCUUCAUUGAGCUUGGGAGAAAAGUGGGCAGGUCUUCAUUCAGACAAAUCUUAAAAUACACACGAAAUAUGAAACCUUCAACUUCUCAUCUAUCAGGAGAGGAGUGAAAUAACACUACAGUUAAUUAAAAUGUAAAAUGGUCUGUGCUGAGGUUAAAUAAUCAAGUGUGCCAGCAGAUACACUGGGCUGGAUCAGAGCAAUAGAAAACAAGGCAGCUGUUCUCAUUCAAACAACAGGGUUUACAGCUCAAUGAAAUGGAUUUCUGUCCUUUCAGCUGGUUACUAUAGAUCAGGGCUUCUCAAACUCGGUCCUGGAGACCUGCUGAUUUUCAUUCCAA